AUGUUUUAUGAAAAUUUAAUUCCUUAUUAUGCCCCGUAUGACGAAGAAAGCUUUCUUCGUCAAGUGGAUACAUUUAAUCAGCAACAACAACAACAACAACAACAACAAACUUCCUUUUAUUAUAGUAAUAAAAUAAAAGAGUAUGCGUCAUCAUCUUUAUUAAAUUCGUCGAUACUAAAUAAUCCAGCAACUUCUGCGUCAUCUUCUUUUUUUCCAACAUUACAAAAUAAUUCUUUAUCAAAGAAGGUUGUUCAUUCGACGGAUGCUUUAUCUUUCUGCCAUACAAUAUAUAUAACAAUUAAAAAACAUCGAAAUACACCAUCAUGUUCAUCAUCGUCACCAUUAAUUAAUUAUACGCAUCAAUCACCCGAAGAAUCUCAGUUACUUUUGUUACCCGACAUUUGUUGUACAAUACCAGCGACUUCAAAUACACCGACAAGUAAUACUCUUCUCAGUCCUAUUGUGUCUGAACCAGGUAGUUCUAUAAUAAAAUCAACGAAUUUUACCGGUUCAGUACCGACAACUCGAUCUGAAAUACGUCACAAAAGCGAAAUUGAAAUAGAAGUUAAACAUGAAAAACAAAGACAAACAAAUAAUAAUAACAAUAAUAAUAAUAAUGCAUCUCCGUCAUCAACUUCAUCCUAUCCACCCGUUAUACGUCCAACUGCAAUAACAAAUAAACGAGCACCAACAAUACUUUUCGAUGAACAAACGGGAUCCCAACCAUAUCAACAAACAAAACGCCGUAUUUUAACCAACUCAAUUCAAACUCAAACACCGCCCUUACAAAUAAAUCAACAUGAUCAUCAUGCACAACAACAACAACAGCAACUUAAAGCACUUACAGAUGAAUCACUAUCUAAAAAUGAAAAGAUCCAAGCUAUUCUACGCGAACUCACUGAUUAUCAGGCGAUAAUCAAACAGCAGGAACAACAAUUGACGAAUGGUAAAAAGGACCGUGAUCAAUUGUGCUUUAUUGUCGAUGAGCGUUCGAAUGAAUUACGUAAUCUAAAGCAAAAGAAUGAACGAUUGGAGCAAAUGAUAAGAAAUGAUGAAGAACAUAGCAACGACGAAAAGAAACUCUUAUCACUUUUACAAGAAUCUCAAGAAGAGCGCGAUGAAUUAUUAAGUCAACAGCGUCAAACACAUGAACGUAUACAAAAACUGGAAGAACAAUUAAAACAUUACGAAAGUGAAGGAGCUAAAAUGCGUGAUAAUGUUUUAUGUUCAAAAAUCAAAUUUGAAAAAAAAGCCGAUGAAAAUGAACGUCUAACAAAUGAUUUUAAUGAAAUGAAAAAAUCCUAUGAACGCCUUGAGCAAGAAAAUCAAAAAUUAAAAUUACAAGUUGAACAAGAACGAAAAAAAGCCGAAGAAUGUACAAAAUCGAAAACAUCAUCAGAUGUUGAAUUACAAAAUAUUCAAGAAAAAUUACGUACACAACGAUAUGAGCAUGAAACUAAAAUUGCAACAUUGGAUGACACAUUAAAAUAUUCACAAAAACAAUAUCAAACACUACAACAAAAUUAUCGUACAAUUGAAGAUAAAUAUGAAAAAGAAAUUCAUAGUCUAAAAGAACAUAUCAAUGAAUUAGAAAUAAAAAUUGAAGAAGUUAUUAAAGAUAAAGCAUUAGCAUCAAUACGUUGUGGAGAAUUAAUUGAAGAAAAUCGUAAAUUAGAAAAAGCUUUAAUCGAUAAAGAAGAUGAUUAUGAAGAAAAAAUAGCUGAAUACAGAGAGAAAAAUUCUCUACUAUCAACACAAAUUGAAGAUGUCGAAAAAAAAUUAACCGAUACAAAGAAACAACUUGAAUAUGUUACUAUUGAAAAAGAUGAAACUUUAGCUGAUAUGUUAAUUGCUGUUCGAGUUGCGAGUGAAAUGCGACAUGACGCUGAAGAUCGACUAAGUAAAGCUACAGAUGAUCUGAAACGUGUUACAGAACAUAUUGAACAAGAAAAAGCUAUCAACAAAGAAGUUCAACGAAGACAGAUGCAAUUACCACCAACAAGUCGAAGCAGUAAUGGAUUUAGUGAUUUUGGCCAUAUAAGAAUAAAAGAAAUGAUUCGUACACUAGAAGCCAAUUCACGAAAUGGUUCAUUAAGUACUCCAAUUGAGUUGCCGAUUCGACAACGACCUUUGUCCCAACCAUGUACACGUACAGAAACGAAUGCUAUACUAACAAACAGUCAUCAUCGACAACUUGGUACCACGACUGAUGAUGCUAAACUUUUAUCAUCAACAAGAAAACAUAAUUCUCCGCCGUCAUCAAAUUGUUUAAAUAAUAGUCAUCGAUCAGAUAUUUCACUUCGAUCGAUAACAAAUGAACAAUAUGAUGAAAUGAAAUCAAUAGUUGAAGCCGUUUUUGCUCGAAUGCCAGGAAGCGUUUGCAAGCGUGACGCUCUAUUGAAAUGGUGCGGUGAAAAAUUAGCAAAUUAUGGAAUCACAAUAACAAACUUUUCAAAUUCAUGGACAGAUGGUAUUGCAUUUUGUUCAUUAUUGCAUUCUUAUUUGCCUGAUCGUAUUGAUCUUGAUGUUAUUAAAAAUGAAUCAAAGAAAAAACGUUUUGAAAUUGCAUUCAGCGUUGCUAGUAGUGUUGGAAUUGUAACAAUAUUGGAUGUUGAAGAAAUGUGUUCUUCUGAAUGGCCUGAUUGGGAACGUGUUAUGUAUUAUGUUGCAUUAAUAUUUCGUCACUUUGAAGGAUUGAUACCAAGUCAACCUGUUUCACCAUCAAUGCCAAUACCGCAAGCAACAUCAUCACCCCUUUCAUCUUCAAACUCUUCACCAACAUUUUCAAGUUCAUCCUCAUCAUCGUCAGCGUCUUCGUCAUCGUCAUCAUUAUGCGCAUCUCUUCGAACAUCAAAUUCAAUCCCUACAACUCUAUGUUCAGCAUUGCAGACUGUAUAA
Molecule: messenger RNA, 2898 nt
Organism: Rotaria socialis
Lineage: Eukaryota; Metazoa; Rotifera; Eurotatoria; Philodinida; Philodinidae
Source: the annotation of a GenBank genome assembly